Molecule: messenger RNA, 1469 nt
Organism: Antechinus flavipes (yellow-footed antechinus)
Lineage: Eukaryota; Metazoa; Chordata; Mammalia; Dasyuromorphia; Dasyuridae
Gene: MTERF2
Product: mitochondrial transcription termination factor 2
Exons: 1
Coding region: 1-1191 (396 amino acids)
Biological process (GO): termination of mitochondrial transcription; regulation of DNA-templated transcription
Cellular component (GO): mitochondrial matrix
Molecular function (GO): double-stranded DNA binding
Source: RefSeq, a predicted model, not a curated record
AUGGUGAGAGGCAUUGGCCACGGGAUUCCAGACAUGUUUAGGAUGUUACUGAUGAGAUCCCAGCCAUGCCCUCUGUUUUCUUAUAAAAAGAUCGAAGCAUCCAAGUAUGAACCUUUCUUAAAGUACUUCACCUCUACAACUGACAAACAACAGCCCAAACAUGAGAAUAAUGCGACCGUGGGAAACCUCUGCAGGUUAUCAGUUGACAUCAGGAAAAUCCGAAGAAUAAAGGGAUGGGUGCUUUUCAAGGAGGAAACUUAUGUAGAAGAAAUUGCCAACAUCUUACAGAAAAUCGGCACUAAUGAAACGGCAAUAGCCAGCAUCUUGGAACGCUGUCCAGAGGCUAUCCUUUGUAGUCCAGCAGCAGUCAAUGCUCAGAUAGACCUGUGGCAGUCUGUCUGCCGAAAUAAAAAAGAGUUAGUGGCAUUAAUAGAACAAUUUCCAGAAUCUUUCUUUAUCGUUAAAGACCAGGAGAAUCAGAAGCUUAAUAUUAAUUUUUUUCAAGAAUUGGGACUCAAGAAUGUGAUCAUUAGUAGGUUCUUGACAACCGCACCCAAUAUUUUUUGUAAUUCUGUAGAGAAGAAUAAACAAACGAUCAAAAUGCUACAGGAAAGUUACUUGAAUUUAGGGGGCUCCCAAGCCAACAUGAGAGUUUGGCUGCUAAAAUUGUUGAGUCAAGACCCGUUUAUUCUAUUAAAUUCUUCUACUCCCGUAAAGGAAACACUGGAAUUUCUCCAGAAGCAAGGAUUCACAGACUUGGAAGUUCUCCAACUUCUGUCCAAACUCAAAGGAUUUCUUUUUCAGCUUUCCCCUACUAGUGUACAAGAAAGCAUCUUUUUCACUAAAAACACUUUUAAGUGCACAGAUCAGGACCUGAAGGAACUGAUUUUAAAAUGCCCUGCCCUUUUGUACUAUACUGUCCCAGUUCUAGAAGAGCGAAUUCAGGGUCUCUUGAAAGAAGGGGUUUCUUUAUCUCAAAUAAGAGACACACCAAUGGUACUUGAGUUAACACCACAAAUUGUACAGUUCAGAAUUAGAAAACUAAAUGCUUUGGGAUAUAGCAUAAGGAAUGGAAAUCUAGAAAAUCUAAAUGGAACCAAAAAAGAGUUUGAGUUCAACUUUGGUAAAAUACAAGCAAAGAAAGAAAGACCAAUAUUUAAUCCCGUAGCACCCUUAAAUGUUGAAGAGUAACAUAAGGUAAUUAGGGUGCCUCUGUACAACCGUAUGGAAGAGUAAUUAAACAUGGCCAACAAUGUAGUGGCUGGGAACACUAUCCUCCCAGCACACAUUUUGUGGUCCUGAUGGAGGAUCUGAGUCGUGAGCCAUCACUAAGGCUCUCAGCCAUAUCAUUUGCUACAUAUUCUGGACUUUGUGAUAAAUCAUACUUUUGUGAUGAAAUGUAAUCAUGAAAUGUAAAUGUGUAUAGAAAACCUUUUGAGCCAUGUUUCAAUAAAAGUUAAUAUCAUUCA